CUGGUCUUUUUUUCUUCUCCUCUUUCCGCAUUUCUCUCCCCCUCACGUCUGCUUUCCUGGUCUUUAUUCUUUUUACUCGCGCCCGAUUGAUUCUCUAGUCGUUUCAGAUGUCCUGUUAAUUUUCAUCGCUCAUUAAUUUCCGGUCAGUCUUGCUAUCUUAUCGUCUCUACUAAAUAUAAAUAUAUAUAUAUACCUUCUCUCAUCUUCCUCUGGUUCCCCACGCCCCGAAACGACUUACCCACUCGGAGCCAUUCUUCAAAAGGCAGAUCAAGUCAUCGUCGACUCCACCGUGACUCUUCCUCUUCCGCCACUUCGGUUUCUGCGGAUCAUCGCAACCUCUGCAAUCCCCUCCCUCUUGCGUUAUCAGGGUCCUCGUUGUCCGUCUCCCUGAUCUCUGCUCCUGAGGUUGCGAUGUUUUCCCUCUUUUCCCGUCAUUCUGCCCAUCCCCUCUCCCGGUGACCAUGCCCAUCUUCCAGGAUCCGGAACACCAGCGGCUCCAGGAUUUGUGGUCUGAUGAUCACCAGCCACGGCUUAAUGCUCGACGUCAGACCAUCUCUCCCUGGAAACAUCCUCCUGGGGAGCCCCUGGGAAGCCACCCCCUCACAGGGCCUCAGAAUGUCCCAUACGAAGGCCCCUCUCCGGAUCAAAGCCGGGCGGGAAUGCAUGCAACAAAUCGCGAGGAACUGAUCCAGUAUAUUAAAAGCGCCGAUGCGCCCCGAUGGGCAUCACAUCAUUCCUCGGGAAGCAGUCCGAACCCUACCCUUCAGGCGUCCGAUCAGUUAGCAUCGCCGGCCGAUAUUGAACGCCCUCGCUCAGCUUUACAUUCAGGAGACUUUAGGGAAGGAAGCUCUCAAGCCCAGAGCCAGCAACACGCCCCAUCAUCCCCGGUGCCUGGUCGCACCGUCAACGCACACUUUCCACUACUGAGUUCCUCCCCGACGACGCCUUGGUUCAGUACUCCCGUUUUCCCUGCCUCUUUACGAGGCCAAUCUCUAUCAGUUCAGACAGCAACCCCGACAGCCCGUUCUCGGGCUCCCUCUCUCGGCUCGUUCUCUUCGAGCUAUAUACUGAAAGCCCCGACGAGCCCUCUCGUUCACCAGGCAAAUAAUACAGACCUGGACUUCUCUCCUCGGCCGGAGUACGUCGGUCAUUCGGACGCCAUCGACAAAGUCAGUCGCCGCCGUACCCUUCCCCCAGAAACAUUCCAGCACUUGCAGGCAUCGCAUGGGGACCAUGGAGAGGGGAUCUUCUUCCAGGCUGAUGCUCAUCGCACACCAUGGGACACGACAACAUCUUAUCAUCUUCACUCCCCUCGGCGGUCCCUGACUUCAACAUACAGCCUUCAGCUUGCAUCCUCGGUCCAAACUCCGAUCACGAGGGUUCGAAGGCCCUCGGUGGGCUCAGAAGUCUCUUCCAGAGCACAUGCGCCAAUGGUUGGCUCAUACGAGGAGUCUAUCCUCCGUGGAAGAAUGUCAAUGAGCCCUUCCAAGCCCUUGGACUUCACCGCGCAAAUUGGCGUCCUCGGUAAAGGCAAAUGCAAAGCCAACCUCAAAUGCCCACCGCACGUGACAAUACCAUUUCCGGCGGUGUUUUACAGCUACCCCACGUCAGGCAGUGGUCGCUCAAUCGCGGACGAUAGCCCCAGCCCUUAUGUUGGCUUGAUAGACUUGGACAAUUUCCUUCCUCGGGACACGUCCAGUGGUAGCAGUCGACGUCGCAGGCGCCAUCAGAGCCCUGCAGGAACACACAACGACUGUGCCAUGGGGAAUACCAUGGAUCAUAGGUCAACCGAUCAGGAAACUUUGCGCAGGCGCGAGAAAAGGCAUAGGAGGGCGGAAUCGCCCAAAAGUCCACCGGGUGGUUGUUACCGAAUCCCACAGCACGGUCAGUUGCAGAUCAUGAUCAAGAAUCCCAACAAAACAGCGGUGAAGCUCUUCCUCGUGCCCUACGACCUCAGCGAUAUGGAGCCGGGGACAAAGACAUUCAUCCGACAACGAAGCUAUUCGGUGGGUCCCAUCAUUGAUAUGCCUUUGAGCGCUCGAAAGAACUAUGGAACCGAUCGCCCUGAAGCGUCGCUAAACGCUUCAGAGGAUCCCAAAGACAAGCCGACUCUACGGUACUUGAUCCAUCUGAACAUAUGUUGUCCAUCUCGGGGCCGAUUUUAUCUUCACUCUAGCAUUCGUGUUGUAUUUGCCAACAGAGUUCCCGACGGUAAGGAAAAGCUUCGCAAUGAAAUACAAUGCCCUGAUCCCCGUUACACGCCUUACAAACCCUCACGGGACUCCAGUCAUACACACGCAACUGCACGGUCAUCAACAGACCAGAUGCCACACAAAGCACCCACAGAUCGAGAACCAUCAUCGAUGUUGAGUCCAUCGGGGGCUAUGACCUCACGAGAGCCCCAAUACUCCGGGAGCUCCUCCACGUGUGUUCCAGAGGACCCGUUCUCAGACCGUACACUUGCAGACCGGGAGGGUGCCCCGCGGGGCACCUCCAGCCUCUUUAGUCCUUCCCAGCCUUCCUCACAUCCUUUCCGGCCUAUUCCGUCACUGUCUCCAGGGCCCAAACUCGACCUAAGUUUUACGGAACAGUGUAACGCGGAGCGUGGGCUCUAUGGUAAACUCAGUAAGGGUGAGACCGGUUAUGGCGGGUAUCCGUUCGCUUUUAACAGUUCCGAGGCUGGUGACAGCCUCCUUGCCAGGAAGCUGAGGGGUUUGGACGUACACAAGCACGACUCUCCCGACCUCAAAAAGUCCGGUGAAUAACGCCGGCACGCUUCCCACCAGCAUGACUUGACCGUAUCGUGAUGGUAACCUCUUUUCUCUUUUUUUAUUUCUGCUUCCUCUUCUUCAUUUCUAUUAUA
Molecule: messenger RNA, 2863 nt
Organism: Aspergillus vadensis CBS 113365
Lineage: Eukaryota; Fungi; Ascomycota; Eurotiomycetes; Eurotiales; Aspergillaceae
Exons: 3
Coding region: 462-2765 (767 amino acids)
Source: RefSeq, a predicted model, not a curated record